This is a messenger RNA of Galendromus occidentalis (western predatory mite), 2496 nucleotides long. RefSeq names its product PTEN-induced putative kinase 1 (gene Pink1). Gene Ontology annotation, molecular function: ATP binding; protein serine/threonine kinase activity. Gene Ontology annotation, biological process: protein phosphorylation; autophagy of mitochondrion; regulation of apoptotic process. The transcript is spliced from 10 exons. Gene Ontology annotation, cellular component: mitochondrion. Lineage: Eukaryota; Metazoa; Arthropoda; Arachnida; Mesostigmata; Phytoseiidae. Bases 149 to 2149 code for a protein of 666 amino acids. The record is from RefSeq and is a predicted model, not a curated record.
ACUAGAAGCAGGAGGCUAAGCAGCCGACAGUUGCCAGAGUUUAGUAAUAAUUAUUGUUGGUGAAAACUACCGAAUCCAGUUCUCGAUCUGACAUUCACCGCGGAGCUCAAGAUCCCCUAAGGGUUGAAGAGUGCGCGAUGCGCCAGCCAUGAAAGCUCUAAUCACCGUGACUCGAUGGUACUUGGCAUUACAAAAGCCUAGGACUUGUAUCCAGUUCGUGCAGUCAGUACCUCUCGAGUAUUUCUUGAAGAGCUACUUUCGGACCGCGAUUUCGAGGCUUAGCGGUCUGAGAGGCAGGUCUGGGCCUCGUGCUUUACCGGUAAAUCGGUCGGUUCAGGUCGCAAAUGUGGGUAAGGUCAAGCAAAUUCCAUCCGGAUCGAGAGGAGCUCAUGAGGGACUGGCUCGAGAGGAGUCCCUCGUGGCGAGGAUCGCAAGGAGAUAUGGUCAUCGCGACACUCAGGCGGCUUCCCUUAGUCGUCAGGCCGUUCAGCGAAUCCUAGCAUUGCGGCAAUGCGUUCCUUUGUUGGGAUUGACAGGUUUGUGCCUUGUCGAUAAACCGAGCCUUGUAACUCCAGAUGAGGAACUGGAAGGCGUAUGUGUUGAAAUCCGGAAUAUUGUCGACAAGAUCAACUUCGACGUUGACACCCAAUCAAUGCUGACCAUCCCCGAAGAUAAGCAGAUCACCUUGUCAGACUUCGAAAUCGGCGAUCCCAUCGCCAAGGGUUGCAACGCGGUGGUUUAUCGAGCGCGCUACGAGCCCAAAGAACCUUCUUGUUCCUCGAUCAGAGAAGUGGAUGAGGAACUGGUCGACGCAAUCGCUGAGUCCCCGCCGCUGUCUUCGUCGCCUCCACGGAAAUAUGCCGCUGAGUUCGAAUCGCCGGCGGGUUCCGUCGACGUCCCGAUCGAGGUCGAGAAUGCCUCGACGGAUUCUUUCGACUUGGCCAUCAAAAUGAUGUUCAACUAUGACGCAGCGAGUAAUUCCGCCGCGAUCUGGAACUCCUUGGCUCGAGAAUGUGCUCCGACUGCGAACAAUCAAUUCUCGGAGACAAAAGAAACACAUUUGCCUUCACAUCCGUGUAUAGUGGACAUCAAGAUUACUUUCGCCGAUCGAGUUCCCCUGCUGCGAGGAGCCAAACAGCUCUACCCCCAUGCUCUACCUCCACGACUGAACGAUCAAGGAAUCGGUAGAAACGCUACAAUGUUUCUCGUGAUGAAAAGGUACAACUGCAGUCUCCGUGCAUUCCUGCGCCAGAAGUCGAAACAGAACGAAGCUCUAUCGGAGAAAAUGAAACUGUCUCUCAGCGUCCAAUUAUUCGAAGCUGUGGCUCACCUCGUACAAAACGGAGUCGCCCAUCGCGACUUGAAGUCUGACAACAUAUUAGUCGACAUCGGGAAUCGUCCCGGCGAGAUACAGGUGGCCCUAUCGGACUUCGGUUGCUGUCUGACCCGAGCAGAUUGCAUAAAACCUCUAAAACUCGCCUAUACUUCAAAGCAGGUUUCGAAAGGUGGAAAUCUCGCUCUGAUGCCGCCGGAAGUCCAGACGGCACAGGCAGGUCUCCUGAGUUUCAUCGAUUACUCCCGCGCAGAUCUCUGGAGCAUCGCGACCAUAGUCUACGAGAUCUAUGGGCAAGAGAAUCCGUUUUUCGAAGGGCAUCUCUCCGCCAGGAGCUACGCAGAUCGGGACGUGCCGGAGCUGCUCGGUGCUCCCCCGGUUGUUCGGACUCUGGUCAAACACUGCUUGAAACGAGAUCCCGCCCAGAGACCGACACCGGAACUCGCCGCGACCGUUCUCCAAAUGUUGUUACACGCACCCCGGACCCUGUUCUCUAUGGAAAACAAAGCCCCGCAGCGCGUCGUUCAAUGGCUGUGCGACUUGGCGGUCGACGCUCUUUUCGCGGCCCGGAAAGAGGAAGUUAACGAUCGACGCUCAGUGAAUCAAUCUCUCAAGCGCAUGUUCUUGGCAAAAGUCCGCCUGCACUUGGUCCUCGAAGCUAUCGAAUACAUCAAAUCCUGCAGAGACGAUGAUGCAGCAGAGCGAGAGGAUCAGGAGAACGAUGAACAGGCGGGGCAGGUUGACGAAAAAGCCGACGGAGCUCUGCGGACUUCGAAGCCCUUGGUUUCUCCACAGACAUCAAACCAGAACGUGUGAAGAGACUCCGUCGGGGAGGAUUUUCCUCGCAGUUUCUCGAUGAUCUGAUAUCCGAUUUUUCGGGAUCGAGCGUCGAAUCUUGUUGUUUCAGAGCUUUUGUCGGAGAGCCUUGAGACUCUUUGGAUUCUGAAAAUACAUAAUUAUGAAGAUAUUGUCAUAUGAUCGAACUCGAGAAGGGAUCCAGAUCGUAGAGCGCGACCAGCGGGCAGGGAAUGAUCCGUGGUAGUGUCGCGGUCGAUCCGAGCACAAAGUCGACAGUAGUUCUUGGGGAAACGAUAAGAUAUACUAUUUGAAGUUUACCCAGAUCGAGCAAAGGAUGAAUAAAGCUGUCAAUCAAUGAAUCCACU